Anopheles funestus (African malaria mosquito) is the source of this 5605-nucleotide messenger RNA. RefSeq lists its product as uncharacterized. Gene Ontology annotation, cellular component: cytosol; nucleoplasm. Gene Ontology annotation, biological process: actin filament bundle assembly; positive regulation of actin filament polymerization; actin crosslink formation. The transcript is spliced from 8 exons. The coding region runs from base 641 to 4270 and encodes 1209 amino acids. Gene Ontology annotation, molecular function: protein binding. Lineage: Eukaryota; Metazoa; Arthropoda; Insecta; Diptera; Culicidae. The record is from RefSeq and is a predicted model, not a curated record.
UUUCGGCUGGACAGGCGGUUUGAACGUGGGUUACAGGAUUCCGCUGCUGUUUCAUUUAAACUUUGCGAGUUCCGGAGUCGGACGUGCGUGCGCGUGUCUCAAGAAAGGAAAUUGUAAUUCGUACGUGAAAAACAGUUUGCGUAGCAAACGUACCAUAAAUCGAAACGUUCCAAACCCCCCCCUUGCUGGGGUUCGCGUGCAUAAGAAGUGAAUGUAGUUAUGUGUGUGUUUAUGUGAAAAUAGUGCAAUCCUAACAACAACGAGCAACAACAAUAAAAAAUCUGCAUCGAAAGUGAAAUCAAUCGGCUACCGGUCUAGCCUCUCAGCGUAUGGGCAAACCGUACCGGAAGUGAACCGAAGUGAAUCGACCAUUGGCGCUAGUGCAGGAAACGGGGCGCUUUACCACCCCACAGUGGGAAAAAGUUAAUUAAUCCAAAUAUUGGUUCACUUUCGUUCAACACAUACACACAUACAGAUAGUCAUUACAGCUCUGGAAGGGUGGUCAAAGUUUUAGCAAACGAAAUCGAUCCGUUCGACAUCCGGCAAGGGUUCGUAACGGAGGACGAUCAAAGUUUCCGAUCGAUCGGUGUUAGUCGACAAUCUCACCAGCUUAGCAGCAUCAGCUGGCAACGGCAGCAAAAUGGAAACGGAGGAAAUCAUCAAACUGGUCGACGGGAUCUAUAAGAACAUAUUGGAAAAGUUCAAUCCCGGAGCACGACAGUUGAUCAGCGCUGGCAAGGCGUACCUGAAGGCACUGCAUGGAGCGUCCACCGCAUCGAACGUUUUCAACGAGGCACUCGCCAAGAUCGCCGUCAAUGCACAACAGGGAGGAACCAUCGACAUUGGUUCCGCCUUGAUGAACAUUGUCGGUGUGUACAAAGAGAUUCAGGAUCAGCACAUGAAUAUCCUGAAAGCAUUCUACGUCGAUCUGCUAGUGCCGCUGGAAACGAAUCUCGAGAAAGACACCAAGGUGGUACAGUUCGAGCAGAAGAAGUUUCUCCAGCAGCACAAGAUGCGCUCGGACAGCUACAGCAAGGCGGCCGCAACGAUGAAGAAGUACCGUAAGAAGAAUUCGAAAAACACACCCAAGGAGGCGGAGAAGGAAAUCAAAAGCAUCCAAGCGUUCGAGGAGGAAAAGCAUAAACUGGACCAGUUCUGUGAGCAAAGUUUGAAGAACGCAAUGACACAGGAACGGCGCCGGUACGGGUUCGUGCUGGAGCGCCAAUGUUCGCUGGCAAAGCACUGGAUGGCGUACCAUCACUCCGGCCACAUGAUCAUCGAGAAGUCGCUCGACAACUGGAACGAUGUGGCGGCGACACGCGAAUUUCUGCCACCGAAUGUGGAGAACAUGUUUACCGCGAAGCAAACGCUGCGGGACGUGGAGGAUGACGAUGACGAUGAUCGGGAGUCGAUCGCGUCCCAGCUGCGCAAGACACGCUCCAUUGAUGCCUCCUGUCUCGAUAUGCGAUCGCUAGCGGACGUCGCUAACAGCACGCUCCAGAUGCCGCGGGCCAAGUCCGAGUUUAAUCUGAACAACAACACGGGCACACUGCUGGGUGGUCACCAUCACCAUCAUCACCAUCACGGGAUGAUGAUGAUGGGCGGUGGUGCGGGUAGUAUGGUCGGUGGUGGUGGUGGUGGUGGUGGUAGUAAUGGUAAACCGGACAUUUCACACUGGGAACGGCCCACGGUAAAGGCGCUGUAUGCGUACCUGUCGUCGGGCGAGAACCAGCUGAGCUUUCUCGAGGGUGACCGUAUCGCGCUGGUGGGCGAUCGGGCCAAGGGUUGGCAGUUUGGAGAGAACCUACGUACGCAAAAGUUCGGCUGGUUCCCGAUUGCCUACACGGAGACCGAGCGUGACGACAAGGAAAGCAUUAGCGAGUGGGUGAAGGCUCCACCCAGCGAUAUCGAGCUGGAUCAUACACCGGACACAUCGCUCGACAGUACGCUGGUCGAUGACAGUCUGACGAAGAUGUCGGGUUCAUACCAUGGCGGUGAGGAUGCAUCUCCAACGCGCAUGUUCGGCGACACGAUUCAGUAUCGCCAGUCGAAGCAAUUCCGACGACUGUCACGCGGUGAAAAGCCACCCAAGCCAGGACCACCGCCACAGUUGCCGGCUCCCGUACCGACACCGGUCGUACCGAACAGCUACAACGGUGGCAAACAGCAGCAACGUCACGAUGGAGCAUCCGGAUCUGGUGGAUCGGGUGGAAUUCCACAGUCGAACAGCUUCUCCUCGGCAGGUGCACCUCCAAUGACAUCGGAUAAACGUAAAUCGGGUUCGGCGACGAUGAACUUCAGCAAGCCGCCAUCGAGCAGCAAUCCGAAGCAAAAACGGCAAAGUAACGGAAUGGCCAGUGCCUCGCUGCAUAGCAGCAAUGAUAGUGGAUUCUCUAACGAGCCACAACCGCAACCGGAAGCCGAUCUGUAUUCGGACGAGGAACCAGUUAAUCGAGUGCCAAUAAGAUCUGCCCGCUCGGAAAAGAACUUGCUGAAUGACCAGUCGACCCUGACUCGCCAAGGUGGUCGUGAUAGCAGCGUGCCUUCACCACGCUACCACGAUGAGGACGAUAUUUACGGCACUAUAGUACCACCGCGGCCACGGCACCAGAGCCAGAUGAUGAUGCGCCAGGCCAACAGCUACGGUAACAUUGCCGAAAGCAACUCGGGAACGCUUGAGUACGGAUAUCGUUCACGCAAUCGGAUGUCUUCGGAAAAUCAUCCCAACCAGAGUGACUCGCAGAAGAUUAAGCGCACGAAAUCGUUUUGGAAGUUCUCGAAAUCCGAGGACCAUAUCCUGGAAGGGAUGGCUAUGUGGAAGCACAACGACAUUAUACCGACCGGGCGUGAAAAGCGUGAGAUGGAGAAGAAGGAAGCUACGCUGAAGCGCAACAUGCGCAAGAAGGAACAGAUCGAGAAGCAGAAACAGAAGGAAAUGAUUGCGGCCAAGGCAGAAGAGGAACAACAGCAGCAACAACAGCAGCAACAGCAGCAACGUCGCAAGGAUAAUUCACGAGGUAAUGCCAACGGUAUGAUGGACACUGAAAGCAACACAAGCACACUCGUUCGGAGCAACAAUCGCGAAUCACGUGAUCGUGAACGAGAUCUUCGUGAACCGGCACGUGAACGACCGCACAGUAUCGCACUGAUGCCGGAGCAGGAAAAGUUCCCGAUCACCAAAUCGGACAUCGAUAAGCGCAUCUCGAAGAUUGAUCAGGAGUUCCACCAGCAGCAGAAGAAGGCAAGUCGCGGUGGACAGGACGAGGAGCGUGGAGGUCGUGCGGGCCGUGACCGAAGCGGUGGUGAUCGCAAGCAGUCGAAGGGAGGUGGUAAAAAUGACACCAACAAUAACAACCGCCAUAGUUACGCUGGGGAACAUCUGCACCGUCAGCACCAGGAGCAAGAACUGUACGGUGAAGCACCGAUGGGUGGUAAGCAGGGCAAGCAAGACAAGUAUCGUACGACGGAACGUGAGACAAACAAGAACCGGAACAAUGAUGCCCUGAACAAGUACUAUCAGGAUCAAACAUUUGAUGACUUCUCGAUCAUUCCGGCUGAUUCGAUCAUGAUGCAGGACACAAGCUUCUACGAUGACGAUGGCAUGAUGGAUGAUAUGAUGCUGAUGAAGACGGUCCGUCGUAAGGAGAUCCUGAAGCAGUACUACUCCAGUGGCACCGACACGGAGCGCAACUCGUCCAGUUCUGACCCGUACGAUUGUAUCGUUGUGGAUGAUCAUCUGGUAGCGAAGUCUGGCCGGGAUCGGAAAGCGAACGGAGGCGAUGGAUCCAUGAUGCGCAUGAUGACUGACAGACGUGGAGACAAGAAGGAUCGCGGUAUGUCCGACGACAAGAUGGCGUUCUCCACAUUCCGUGGAGGUAUGUCGGGUGGAAAUGGAGGCCGGGGUCAGUUGGAUGAUGAUGACGAUGAUACGAUGAUGGCCUCGAUGACACUGGAUGACGAGUUGAUGGAGGAGGAACACCAGCAUCAGCAGCAGCAACAACAACAGCAGCAGCAGCAGCAACAGCAAUCUCGCCAGCAGCAGCAGACCCGGGAUCGCCGUUCAAAGAGCUCCAAGGGUAACCUGACCGAGUCGAAGUACGAAUCGGAACAGGAGUCUCGCAUCAGUGCCAAGAUGCAAAACAAUGGUCAGCAGCAGCAGCAACAGCAAAAGCGCAAGUCCACCAAAUCGAUCGCCUCGGAUGGUAAGGCGUACGGGCCAUGGUAUGACCUCUGGGGUGCGGAUAGUUCAGUCCACAACCAGAAGCUGUAAACCCGAGCACCAAACGUUUUGUUUUCCCGUAUGGUGAAUCGAUCUUUAUCGCCGGUGUAAAGAUCGUAUUUCAGCCGAAAAGCACAUCAGUACACCUUUAUCAGAACAGCAACCAUAACCUCACCAAAUCACCUAAAACACGCUCAUAUACAACGUUUCAGCAAUUCUUGCAAUUUUGCAGUAACACCACGAAGACAACAGGACACAGGACAUGCAAAAGUACGCAAAACCUUACGUACAGUUUUACUGACACACUAUUUCGGCAUAGGAAAAAAUGACCAGCGAGUCGUGACACCAGUACGUUGUUGAUCGAUUUGGAUGGACGGGACAGAUGGACGGAAUAUGAAGACAUGAUUACCACCAUGCAACCAUUCCCAAAUGCAUGCAGCGAGCUGCGGUAGCAGUUGCGGUGCGAUAUUUUAGUCUUAUUAGUCGAUAUUUAAAUCGUUCGUUUUACCUUCACCUCAGCAGAUGACCACGAAGUAAGCUACUGGUAGAUAUGUUUAAGGUUACGCUAAUUGUAAGAGCGCCGUACCCGAUGCGUACGUACGCAUCGCUCAUCCAGAUGAAAGGUUUCAGUAAGGAAUAGAUUUAGACGGUUUUACUCCGUUAAUGUUACUGUGGCUUAAGGUUCGUUUCGUUUUGUUUUACACACUUUGCCCCUUGUUUUUUUUUGCAUGUAUUAUCAAAUUUUAUUUGUGGUUGCGGGAUGUACUCCAAUGUUAUUGCUGUAUUAGUUUGUUUUUAAAUAAUGAACCGUAAUAUUUCGAUUUACAUCGUUUUCCAAAAUAGUCAGUAUUGAAUUUUACGUAUUACCUUUUUGCCCGUCCUUAUCAUCUUAUUCUGUGUAAACACGCAAAACACCCAAAUUUCACCGUUGUUUCCCUAGCAGGGUGAAUAAGGAUUUCUGCUCAAAUAAUUGAAGUUAUAAAUGAUAUGAACCAAGCGGUAGUUGUUGAAUCGAUUUAUGCUAGGAUAAGCUUUGUACUUUUACCGCAAACGAAGAAGUUAAUGUGCCAAUAGUGAAUGUGAAAUGUAUGAUGAAGCAUGAAGUUAAAGCUGCAAGAAAGGGAGAGGAUGUGAAAGAAUGGAAAAGAAGUUUAAUAUUCGUCCAUUAACAUUAGAGCUAGUGUAGCACGAUAGUCAACUAUUUCGUAACCUUAUAAAAGUGUAAUUUAAAGCUACAAGCAGUAAUGCUUGAACAUGUUCGAGAAACGGUAACCAUCCGCUCGUUGGCGGAUCGCACAGCGAAUCCAGUUAGGAUGAUUUGGAAAAGUUUUGUGUUUAUGAUUGUAUUAUCCAUUACCGUCAAUAAAGUUAUAUUAGUUAAACAAA